Messenger RNA from Hibiscus syriacus, 1049 nucleotides. RefSeq lists its product as uncharacterized. The transcript is spliced from 8 exons. NCBI's taxonomy places the organism in Eukaryota, Viridiplantae, Streptophyta, Magnoliopsida, Malvales, Malvaceae. Bases 103 to 837 code for a protein of 244 amino acids. The record is from RefSeq and is a predicted model, not a curated record.
AGCUAAAGCUAAAACUAAGCCAAAAGCCAAAGCCUGCCAUUUUGACUAUCAUAGUUUUCUCUCUCGUCUUUUCUCUGGUAUUGUUUUGGGGUUUCAGAGAUCAUGGCGUCGCAAGAACACUUGGACAAGAUGAAGCUCCGCCAGAACUAUCGAAAUCUCUGGCACACCGAUCUUAUGCACACCAUUCAACAAGACACUCCUUAUUGCUGCUUGGCUCUUUGGUGUGGACCAUGUGUAUCCUACAUGCUCCGGAAACGAGCGCUUUAUAAUGACAUGUCAAGGUAUACAUGUUGCGCUGGUUAUAUGCCAUGCAGUGGUAGGUGUGGAGAACGUAAAUGUCCUGAGUUUUGCCUUUGCACCGAGGUUUUCCUCUGCUUUGGAAACUCUGUGGCUUCGACCCGAUUUCUGUUGCAAGAUGAAUUCAACAUUCAAACAACAAAAUGUGACAAUUGCAUUAUUGGUUUCAUGUUUUGCCUGCAACAAAUUGCCUGUAUAUUUUCCAUUGUUGCAUUGAUUGUUGGAAGUGAUGAGAUUCAAGAUGCAGCACAGUUACUGAACUGUUUGGCCGAUAUGGUCUAUUGCACGGUCUGUGCAUGUAUGCAGACACAACAUAAGAUCGAAAUGGACAAACGAGAUGGAAUGUUCGGUCCUCAACCAAUGGCAGUACCCCCUGUUCAGCAGAUGUCUCGCCUUGAUCAAGCAAUUCCUCCUGCAGCUGGCUAUCCACCAGCAGCAUAUGGACAGCCUUAUCAACAGCCUCAAGGUUUCCCACCAUCUGGAUAUCCUCCUGCUCAGUACCCUCCAACUGGCUAUCCAGCACCUGGUUAUUCUAGGUGAUCUUUCUCUGGUUUACAAUUUGGUUUGAAUCGCCUGAGCCUGGGUUACGAGUCAUGGAUGGAAAUUCAAUGUUGCCUGUUGUUGGGGUUUAUAUAUAUAUAUAUAUAUAUAUUGUGGGAUUUGCUUUUCACAUUGCUGAUUUGAACAGCUAAAGGUUUAAACUUUGAGACUACAGCUUGUUUAUUGUCAAUAACUUUUGUUUACUUCAUGUU